Messenger RNA from Hordeum vulgare subsp. vulgare (domesticated barley), 1241 nucleotides. RefSeq names its product vacuolar protein sorting-associated protein 22 homolog 1. Bases 262 to 1020 code for a protein of 252 amino acids. The record is from RefSeq and is a predicted model, not a curated record. The transcript is spliced from 7 exons. Gene Ontology annotation, biological process: protein transport to vacuole involved in ubiquitin-dependent protein catabolic process via the multivesicular body sorting pathway. NCBI's taxonomy places the organism in Eukaryota, Viridiplantae, Streptophyta, Magnoliopsida, Poales, Poaceae. Gene Ontology annotation, cellular component: ESCRT II complex.
UAAAAAACAAAAAACUUAAGCCAGCCCAUCCUUCGUUGACCCCUCGCCGUCGGCACGCCACCGCUCAUCGCAGCUCGCCCCUCCACCGCCAAGUCACCUACCCUUCCGUCGUCCUCGUCGGCCUCACUGCACGCCCCUGCCUCUCCCACCCCACCCCGCGCUCAGGAUCUAGCACCAUCCGACCUCCCACCUCCCAUAGGCGCGCCGCCUCCGGGACACCGGGCGGUAGGGCGCGAGCCGCGCGGCAGGAGGAGGAGGAGCAUGAGGAGGCGGCCGGGGAUCGCCGGCUUGCAGAACGCGGCGGCGACUCGCGACAAAUUCCGUCUGGUCGGGGAGAAUGUGGCCAAGGUCAGGACGGAUGUCAUGCAGGAGCAGCUCGCGACAUUCAGGUCGCAGCUCGAAGAAUUCGCUCGCAAGCAUAAGAGUGACAUCCGUAAAAAUUCGGUAUUUAGACAGCAGUUUCAUGAAAUGUGUGCAAAAGUUGGAGUAGAUCCACUGGCAUCUAAUAAAGGAGUUUGGGCAGAGCUCCUAGGGAUUGGUGACUUCUACUAUGAAUUGGGUGUUCAGAUCGUUGACAUAUGCAUAGCGACCAGAUCGCAUAAUGGUGGUCUUAUUGACUUGCUAGAACUCCGCAAGCUUCUCUGCCAGAAAAGAAAAACUGAUCUUGGGUCAUUAUCGUCAGAUGACUGUUUACGUGCUAUAAGUAAGCUCAAGGUCCUUGGUAGUGGUUUUGAAGUAUUUUCUGUUGGGAAGAAAAAGCUUGUGCGAUCGGUUCCUACUGAGUUAAAUAAAGACCAUAAUGGGAUACUUGAACUAGCUCAGGCUAAAGGCUAUGUCACCGUAGAACAAGUUGAGAAGGAGUUCUCAUGGUCAACUGGCCGUGCAAUUGAUGCCCUUGAAACCUUGCUAAAGGAGGGACUUGCUAUGAUCGACGACGGACACAGGGAUGGCAAGCGUAGAUACUGGUUCCCGUGUGUCACCCUCAGCUCCGAUGCCUCCGUUUCUGAAGCAAAGUCAUGAUGUACCUGUACUGUUGUAUUUUCUUUUCCCCUUGUCUUCAUGAGAGCUGGAACCACCUGUGCUACUGGAGCAGUUAUAUUUUUGGCUCACUAGUACUUCCUGUGUAAGAAGUAGGGAAACAACAUUACCCGGAGUACCUGCAAAUGUAAAUUGUGUGCCAUUCUUGCUUCAGAAUUCUGUUGUGUUUUUCAGUUAAAGUUGUGGAUGCUGGUUGAUUUUCA